Messenger RNA from Syngnathus typhle (broad-nosed pipefish), 3009 nucleotides. RefSeq names its product gastrula zinc finger protein XlCGF57.1-like. NCBI's taxonomy places the organism in Eukaryota, Metazoa, Chordata, Actinopteri, Syngnathiformes, Syngnathidae. Gene Ontology annotation, biological process: regulation of transcription by RNA polymerase II. Gene Ontology annotation, molecular function: RNA polymerase II cis-regulatory region sequence-specific DNA binding; DNA-binding transcription factor activity, RNA polymerase II-specific. Gene Ontology annotation, cellular component: nucleus. The record is from RefSeq and is a predicted model, not a curated record. The transcript is spliced from 2 exons. The coding region runs from base 594 to 2351 and encodes 585 amino acids.
GAAAGAGGUAAGUUGCAACGAUUCACCUAAGUGAUCAUAUGCAACGUUAUUUGUAGUACUGCUUGGUUGCUGUAUAGAAGUGCGGGUCGCUUUCAUUGGCGUGGUAGCUAGCACAGUGCUAACUUUAUGCUAUUUAACUUGAUUACCCUCGACGAAUGUUGAAUCAUGCACUCUACUUUUGUGUAUUGGGUCGCUUUAAGUUCACGUUGUAAACAAAACAAGUCGAAGUUGACGCCUAUUGCGUGAUGUUUGAGAUGUCCGUCUUUGAGAAAGAGAAACAAAUUUUUAUUGGCAAGAUCUUGGGUUGUGUCAUGGCGGUCGGUACACGUGGCAAUCUAGCAGACCAAACAACAACCCCCACCUUCCAGGUAAGAAAGUUUUGUACUGUCCGGAAAAGCGAAAGGAUUUCCUUAUAAGGCAAAUCUCUGACUACUUGGUAUGGUCACCUGACCAUUUGGUAUCUAUCUAUCUGUAUUGGAAGGUUACACAGCUCUGUGUGCUGAUUAAGCAGUCAUGUUUAUAUAAACGUCGUUGUACAUGUGACAAUGACAAUAAAGAUCGAUUCUAUAUGAAAUAAGAAGAUUUACACAUAUAUGAACAUGAAAAAUGAUAUAAAUUUGUCUAACCUGACCAUGAUUUGCGCCUGUCAAUUACUUCAACAAAUAGCUGACACUUUUGUUAGCCAACAGUCAUUGAAGCCGUUUUGUGAUUGCAGUGGGAAAAUGUCUGCAAGGACCACAGCAGCAAAGUACGUGAAAGAAAAGGACCGCUGUCGUCGACGACUGGAACAUCUUUGGCUGCAGCCUUAUGUUGUGUUGCGCAGAGCAGACAUCAGUGAAGCUAUUCGUCCUAAGCAGGAGGAGCCGGACCGCACACGCAUUAAAGACGAAGAUGUGGGCAAGGAGGUCCACCACUUCAAUGAACAAAUGGAGCAGAAGUUUCUUUGCACUAUAAAAGAGGAGGAGCGGCCUUGUCAGAAAGAGGACGGAGAGGACUCUUGCGACAUCAAAAAGGAGGAGGAAGAUACCUGCGAGAUGCCAUUGACUGGUGUACUUGUGAAGCGUUUAGAUGAGGCUCAACGUGAGGUGAGCAAAGGGGCGGAGCCUCCAAACUGCAGCUCAAGUCCAGAUAUGACCAGAGAAGGUGAUGGAGACCACUGUGGGGGAUCACAAGCAGCUUCACCAUCAGAUAGUGAUGAUGUGUUUUCACAUGUUCCUGCUGCUGCUGAUGAUGACUCUCAAAACAAACACAGGCAAUGUUCUCACUGUGGAAUUUGUUUUGCUCAUAGCAGUAGUUUGAAACAACACACGAGAAUGCACACAAGAAAGAAAAACUUUUCCUGUUCAGAUUGUGGCCAAAAGUUCUCUCAGAGGAGACAUUUAAAUACGCACACAUUAACCCACACUGGCGUGAAACCUUUUUCAUGCUCAGAUUGUGGCCAAAAAUUCUCUCACAGGGGAAGUUUAAAUAUGCACACAAGAAUCCACACUGGUGAGAAACCUUUUUCAUGUUCAGUUUGUGGCCAAAAAUUCCACACGGGGUGGCAUUUGAAUACGCACACAAGAACCCACACUGGCGAGAAACCUUUUUCAUGCUCAGUUUGUGGCCAGAAAUUCUCUCUGAGUGGAUCUUUAAAAAUUCAUACAAGAAUCCACACUGGUGAGAAACCUUUUUCAUGCUCAGUUUGUGGCCAAAAGUUCUCUCAGAGGGGAACUUUAAAUAGGCACACAAGAAUCCACACUGGCGAGAAACCUUUUUCAUGCUCAGUUUGUGGCCGGAAAUUCUCUCAUAGGGUACGUUUAAAUACGCACACAAGAAUCCACACUGGUGAGAAACCUUUUUCAUGCUCGGUUUGUGGGCAAAAGUUCUCUCGGAGGGGACAUUUAAACACGCACACAUUAACCCACACUGGCGAGAAACCUUUUUCAUGCUCAGUUUGUGGCCAAAAGUUCUCCUGUUGGCAAAGUUUAAAUAUACACACAAGAAUCCACACUGGCGAGAAACCUUUUUCAUGCUCAGUUUGUGGCCAAAAAUGCUCUCAGAGGGGAACUUUAAAUAUGCACACAAGAAUCCACACUGGUGAGAAACCUUUUUCAUGCUCAGUUUGUGGCCAAAAGUUCUCUCAGAGGGGAAAUUUAAAAAAGCACACAAGAAUCCACACUGGCGAGAAACCUUUUUCAUGCUCAGUUUGUGGCCAGAAAUUCUCUCGGAGGGCAAGUUUAAAUAUGCACGCAAGAAUCCACACUGGUGAGAAACCUUUUUCAUGCUCAGUUUGCGGCCAAAAAUUCUCUCGGAGGGGAGAUUUAAACACGCACACAAGAAUCCACACUGGCGAGAAACCUUUUUCGUGAUCAGUUUGUGGCCGAAAAUUCAGUCAUAAGCAUCACUUAAACAGGCAUACAAGAAUCCACAUUGGCGAGAAACCCUUUUAAAGCUCAGUUCGGCCAAACAGUCUCUCAGGGUAAACUUAAUCAGGCACGCAGGAGCCAAAGAGUCUCUGUUAAGAAUUCCGAGUGUUUUGGAGAGAUGAGCAAUGAUCCAUGAAGUUCUCACCUUCUAUCUGAGCAGACUUUAUGAGUUUAUGCAUCAGUGAUCGUUCUAUUCUAGUAUGCACCUUUUGAUUGAGAUGCUGAACUCCUCUAAGUUCAAUUCAUUUUAGUUUUACCUAUGAAUUUGAAAAUAAAGUGAACCGGCCUCGGGAUGAUACUAGUUUUGUAUUUUUCAUGAUACCUGGAGUUUAUUUUGUUUUUAGUUGUGUGUUCAUAUUUAGGGCAAGUUGCUUGGUUCUUAUUAGUGUCGGUUCAGGAUUUAGUUUUGUUCAGCUUUUCAUGUUCAUGCCUGGAAAGCGGACUUUAAACCGAUGAUGUGGAUAAGAAAAAUGAAAUAGUGUUGGAUAUCCCCCAUUUUUCUUCAACUGUCUUUUUUGUUACUUUACCUUACUAAUAACAUGUUAAAAUGUACUUGAGAUGUAUUAAGACAUUUCAUUAAAGAGUUGUUUACUUCACAGUA